GGGCAAUUUUGGGGAUUAAAUGGAUCAUUUAGGUAUCACCCAUCUAUUAAAGGAAGUGACAAUGCAACCCCCCUAUUGAAAUAUUUCCAAGCCAAAAAUGGGUGAUCACAAAAAAAGAUCCAAGCUAGGAGAGGGAGAGAUGGAAGUAGCGAAAUUUUUCCACAUGAAUGGAGGAACUGGAGUCGCUAGCUAUGCAAAAAAUUCUCUCCUUCAGCAAAAGGUGAUCCUCAUGACAAAGGGAAUAAAUGAUGAAGCUAUAACUGCUCUGUACCGCAACCUUUCACCAGAAACCAUAUGCGUUGCAGACUUAGGUUGUUCCUCUGGACCUAACUCUUUCUUGCCAGUCUCCCAACUCAUUAAAACUAUUAAUGAAGAAUGCAAAAACAAUUGUCAACAGUCGCCGGAGUUUCAUAUUUUCUUGAAUGAUCUUCCUGGCAAUGAUUUCAAUACCAUUUUCCGGUUGUUGCCCGCAUUCCACGAAGAUUUGAACAAACAAAAUAUGGGACAAGAUGGACUUGAUCCACCAAAAUGUUUUGUGACAGGAGUUGCUGGUUCAUUUUAUUCUAGACUUUUUCCUUCCAAAAGUCUACAUUUUGUCCACUCUUCUUACAGUCUCCACUGGCUUUCUCAGGUGCCUGAUGGAAUAGAGAAUAACAAAGAGAAUAUUUACGCAGCAACUACAAGCCCACCAAGCGCUCAUAAAGCAUAUUAUGAGCAAUAUGAAAGAGAUUUUGUAACUUUUCUCAAGUAUCGCUCAGAGGAAUUGGUGAAAGGUGGACGUAUAGUAUUGACCUUGAUGGGCAAAGAAAAUGAAGAUCGCUUUAGCAAAGGGUGUCGCUACCUGGUGGAACCUUUGUCCAUGGCCCUCAAAGAGCUGGUUGCAGAGGGCUCAGUAGAAGAAGAGAAAGUGAAUUCAUUCAACAUUCCUGGAUACUGUCCAUCUCCUGAAGAAGUGAUGUAUGUAGUUGAGAAGGAAGGAUCUUUCACCAUUAAUUGCUUGGAAACUUCAGAACUCCAUUUAGAUGCUUCUGGUGAAAGUAUGGCCCAAUGUAUGAGAGCUGUUGCUGAACCUUUACUUGUCAGUCAUUUUGGUGAUGGUAAUGGUUUGAUGGAUGAUGUGUUCCACAAGUAUAGAGAGAUCUAUGUUAACUGCAUGACAAAAGAAGAUGCUAUGGUCACAAGUGUCAUUGUCUCCUUGACCAAAAUAAAUUAGGCAAUCAUCCUUGCCUUAUAUGUGAAUAAAAGCUUAUCCGCAUCGGAUAUUUAGAUCGAAUCAAUAUAUGCAUGACGUGUGUUUGAUUAUAGAGUUAUUUUACUCAACAAUAAUUAAGUAACAUGUACUUUUACUCCAUUAAAUCACUUAGCCAUGAUAAGUUAUAUUAAUUAGUGUACUAAUGUUACUGGGCCUCGUUGAUCUUGUUCGAGGCAUGUGGAGUUUUCAGUAAAAGUGAGCCGUCCUCAAUUUAUUUGUGGAGCAGCUUCUAUCCUUCCUAUGCAAUAUCUUUCUUUUCAGA
This is a messenger RNA of Lycium barbarum (goji berry), 1514 nucleotides long. RefSeq names its product S-adenosyl-L-methionine:benzoic acid/salicylic acid carboxyl methyltransferase 3-like. Gene Ontology annotation, molecular function: S-adenosylmethionine-dependent methyltransferase activity. Lineage: Eukaryota; Viridiplantae; Streptophyta; Magnoliopsida; Solanales; Solanaceae. The record is from RefSeq and is a predicted model, not a curated record. The transcript is spliced from 4 exons. Bases 98 to 1213 code for a protein of 371 amino acids. Gene Ontology annotation, biological process: methylation.